UCCAGUUCUUAUAAUUUAUAGUAGUUUGUCACAGCUAUUGCAAUUUGAGGAAACAGAUUUCAGCAGGCAACGGACCUCGAUUUAUUUCUCCUUUUUUCUCUCCAUCAGCAAUUCAGCAUCAGCAGUAUAUAGAAGCCACGCGCCAUAACGCAUUAACAGUACCAUUUCUCAUGAUCAAAUCCAUCGCUUCCCUCAGUUUCACUUUCCGUCUCCUCCCGUGCUCGAACCACGAUCUAGGGUUUACUUCAGAUUCCAUACGAAUGUAAAUUUUCUGGCAUUCUCUUUUCCUGCGUCUUCAAACAGAAAUUAUAAAAAGCCGAUGGGAGUAGUCGUUGAGAGCUCCGUUUUUUGGGAGCCAAAUCCAUCCACAUACAUCUUCAUCUUCGUUUGUUGCUGCUUCUCGAUCUUCCUUUUCCCUCACGUCUCUAACCUCAACAGAACCUCCACAAUCUUCGACCAUGGAACCUCUCACUGGUUUCUCCGUUUCCAGCGGAACUUCCUCCUCCAUUAUUCUCUCGCCUCAGUAAUGGAAGGUCUCUGGUCGGUGUUCGGGGAGUAUGAAUUAGCUUCCUAUGGAAUCGGAAGGGAAAAUAUGGUUAAGUCUCUCUGUUACGGAUAUACGACAGCUCUGUUUGCUGCUCCUUUCCUUGGCGUGCUCUCGGAUUUGAUAGGUCACAAGAAAGUUAGUUUAAUCUUUUGCAUCCUACACUUUAUUGUUGGUGUAUGGAAGAAGAUUUCAGAGCCACCAAGCAUGUUCAUGACUAGUAUAUGUCUCUCUCUUGCCAAUACAAUAUUUUCAUUCAGUUUUGAGACUUGGAUGGUCACUCAACAUGAAAAGCAAGGGCACAGGCUUGAUUCACUUAAUGACACAUAUUGGUUAAUGACUUUCUUUGAGUCUGCAUGUUUUAUUGCCAGCCAGAUGUUUGCAAAUUGGCUGAUUGGUAAUAAUACAGAAAAAAUUACUGCUCCUUCGUCUGCAGUUAUCUUCUUUGCUGCCAUAUGCUUCACUUUUAUCACCAGAGGAUGGACAGAAAAUCCAGGAUCAGCAUCUCUUAAGGAGUAUAGUCGCUCCCUCUAUGCAUACAUUUUAGGUGAUAAAAGGAUAUGGCUGUUGGCAUGGGCACAAACUUGCCUUCACUUCUCUAUUGGAAUUUUUUGGAUCCUCUGGGCACCUACUGUGGUGGCUGAUGGCCGAGAAGUGCAUCUGGGAUUGAUAUAUCCAUGCUUUCUGGGCUCUAGAAUGCUAGGAAGCACUGCAUUUCCGUGUCUCACUAGUGGGCCAUCAUCGCUUAGAACUGAGGACUGCCUUGUUUUUGCAUACAUUAUACUGGCUCUUCUCCUGUCUAUUGUGGCCUAUGACUAUCAGGAAGUUGGGGUUCUGGUGAUACUAUUUUGCUUGUUUCAUGCUUGUGUCGGGUUUGUUUUGCCAUCACUUGCUAGAUUGAGGACCAUGUAUGUUCCCAAUGAAUUGCGUGGUGGGAUGAUGGGUUUCUCUCUUGCCCCUGCAAAUGCAGCUAUUCUGCUUUCUGUGGUGCAGGGUGGCUAUUAUCGGAAUGUAGGAAAUGCAGCAUUGAUGGCAUUUGGUGUGUGUGGUUUAUUGCUAGCAGCUGGUUGCAUGCAUGCCCUGAAGCAAUGGGGGAAGCAACCUUAUAACAAUUGGCAUAAACAGUGAAUGUAUGCCCCUUUGGCAGGCUUUGGUAGUGGUGGAUGACCUUCACUUUUAUUGAAUGCAAUGAGGAGUAAAGAGAUGAAGAACUUAGAUGAUGCGAAUUCAGGCAAAGGGGAAAUAAAUUUCAAAAAAGAUACAAACAUUGACUACUAGUGAGUGCUGAACUGGACUGACAUUGGGGUUCUUUCUAUAAGGACAGAGAGAGACCGAACAUGGAACUUCAGUUUAAUUCUUUCUUUAAAGUCUUAGUCCGUGAGACCAAAUUCUCUUCUAAUUUGAGUAUGUCCGCCAUUUAGGUUACUCCUGACUAACGGGUUUUCUAAUUCUGAUUAUAUAUUGUAGCUUGCAUACUUUCCUGCUUGGGUUUGCUUAUACGGAGGGUAUAUUCAAUUGCAGAAGCUUUGGAAGCUGCUUUCAGAAUCUGUAUCUGGUGACGUAUGUCCGUUUCUCCAGAAGAGCAUCUAAUGACCAUUAAGGUGAAAACCGAAUAUUAUGUUUUGGUCUUGUUAGCAUAUUAGGGUUGGUCAUGUGUUAUGGGCUGGGUUGCUAGUUUAUUCCAAGUUUAUUUGCAUAAACCAUUACACUGACUAACCCUGACAUGCUAAGAAGUAAGAAGUUUUAUAUGAGGUCACAACCACAAUGAAACCAUUCGAAGCUCUGGUGAUGUGAUUUUUAUCAAAUUGAUCAAGACAGAAUUCAGUUAGUAACAACUAACAAGUUGGUUUACUUGUUUUUCUGCCA
Molecule: messenger RNA, 2410 nt
Organism: Glycine soja
Lineage: Eukaryota; Viridiplantae; Streptophyta; Magnoliopsida; Fabales; Fabaceae
Product: molybdate-anion transporter-like
Exons: 9
Coding region: 320-1672 (450 amino acids)
Biological process (GO): molybdate ion transport
Cellular component (GO): membrane
Molecular function (GO): molybdate ion transmembrane transporter activity
Source: RefSeq, a predicted model, not a curated record